AUGCAGAGCCGCCAACCCUUCUGUCCACAGGCACGAUCAUGGAGCGCGCGGCAUCGCUCCUAUGCGGCGUCCUUCUCUGUGUGUCGCUCUUUACUGUCGGCGCCGCCGCGCCUCUCCGACCAAGGGACAGCGACGCGGUCAUACCUUCUGUUGCUUAGGCCAGGCCUCUGGUGUCGAAAGGCGAGAAGGCCGUGCCCCUGCAUCCGAUCCGCCGCUUCUCUUCGCAACCUUGUUACUACAAUGAAAUACGUGGUUAAGAUGAGACCUACCAAGCUCAAUGGGAAAGUAAUUGGCGACAAAGGAGCAUCGGGGAAAGAAGUGAUCAAAGCGGUCAGGCGCUCUGCAAGUAAGUACUACAUCAUCUACUUUUUUAAAGUCAUGAACAUCAGAUCUGGUGGAGCCGCACCCAACGUUGGUUCAGGCAGUUCCUGCCUGGGUGCUGUUGUAGGGCAGCAGGAGCAGACGUGGGUUAACACGGCGACCAACAAAUCUGGCCGCCGUAAGCGCUACAGCUUCACGUCAACCUCGGAGUACGGCCCAAUGAGCGAGAAGGAAGUUAGGGAGGCUUUGAAUUGA
This is a messenger RNA of Closterium sp. Naga37s-1, 576 nucleotides long. Lineage: Eukaryota; Viridiplantae; Streptophyta; Zygnematophyceae; Desmidiales; Closteriaceae. The record is from the annotation of a GenBank genome assembly.